This is a messenger RNA of Recurvomyces mirabilis, 957 nucleotides long. RefSeq lists its product as uncharacterized. The record is from RefSeq and is a predicted model, not a curated record. NCBI's taxonomy places the organism in Eukaryota, Fungi, Ascomycota, Dothideomycetes, Mycosphaerellales, Teratosphaeriaceae. Bases 1 to 957 code for a protein of 318 amino acids. The transcript has a single exon.
AUGGCUCAGACGGCCUUGGCACCAAGCAAUACUACAACUGGGCACCUCCAGCAAUCUCAAUCUGAUCCCUUCCCAGCGAGGCAACCAUCCGCGAUAAUACUACGACCGCGUCCGCCAUGUGCUCAGACUCACCAUUCUGCAUACGAACAACAGCAGCAGCAAUCGCCGCACUUCAUGACAUGCACCAACCCCCACGACUCGGGUUAUGACAUACCAUCACAACAUCAGCAUCAGUCUGGGCCUCACAAAUCGAGCUCGGUCUCCAGUGGUGGGAGCAGCUCCUUGAUGAGUCCUAUGUCCUCGAUCGAUCUUGAGAAGAAGGAGUCCUCACGGCAUUCAUAUCCCCGAGACCCAGAGAAGGUCAUGUACAAGGUGCGGAGGGAUUCACCACAGCAACCACAACACCACUCGCAGAGAUCGAUCGAGCUGAGAGGACACAAUGGAAGCAUCACGUAUUCGGAACCAGAGGAGGAUGAGCAUGAUGCUGCGCGGCGAGUGCAGGAGCAGAAGGCGGUGAAAGUCUUGCUGUUCCUGUCUGGACCGUGUGUUGUUUUAUCUGCUUUGAAUGCUAUCUGGACUUUAAUAUCAGUCGUCAUCACCUCACUCACGCAACCCGUCCGAUUAUGCGCCAAACGACCGACGUUCGGCCAACAACUGUCUGGUCUGCUCGGACCGGCACUGAGUUUACAACUGAAGUGUAUCUACACUCCACUGCCGCCACAUGCAAACGACGACCGAUCAUAUCAUCCCUGGACACUGCUAAUGGUCCACAUGACUUCGCCCUUCCUCAGCCUAGGCACGAUGUUUAUGGCGUGGGUACUGGCCGUAUACUGGGUGUCGUCUGCUGUCGUCGGUGAUCCUGCCGGGAUGGAUAAGCGUGACGAUGGAAGGGAGACCGUACUGGGGUUGCGAGGUUGGUGGGAACGGUAUCUAAUGCGAUGUGUCCUGGAUGAAUGA